AUGAAGGGGUUUUCCUGGAGAAGAAGCAAAGUUGAAGCUCCAUUUAAGAAAACGAGAUCGGAAGCUCACUGUUUUAUAAUCUUCCCCGGAGAAAUCGAAUUUCAUUCUCCGAACAUGGAUGUGAUUAAGACGCAACAGAUAUCAGCAAGGACGAUCGAGAAGGUGGUUGUUCAUCCACUCGUCUUGCUUAGCAUCGUCGACCAUUACAACCGCGUCGCUAAGGACUCGCGCAAGCGCGUCGUCGGCGUUCUGCUCGGCAGCAGCUCUCGUGGCACCGUUGACGUCACCAACAGCUACGCAGUGCCCUUCGAGGAGGAUGACAAAGACCCAAGUAUCUGGUUCCUGGAUCACAACUACCAUGAGUCAAUGUUCCACAUGUUCAAGAGAAUUAAUGCCAAGGAGCAUGUUGUAGGCUGGUACAGCACAGGCCCUAAACUUCGAGAGAAUGAUUUGGACGUUCAUGCAUUGUUCAAUGGCUAUGUUCCAAAUCCAGUGUUGGUCAUUAUUGAUGUCCAGCCUAAGGAACUUGGAAUCCCCACAAAAGCUUACUAUGCAGUGGAGGAGGUCAAGGAGAAUGCUACUCAGAAAAGCCAGAAAGUCUUUGUUCACGUGUCUACAGAAAUUGCUGCUCAUGAAGUCGAGGAAAUCGGCGUGGAACAUUUGCUCAGGGAUGUGAAAGACACAACAAUCAGUACCCUGGCGACUGAGGUCACUGCCAAACUUACUGCGUUGAAGGGGCUGGAUGCACGUCUCAGGGAGAUCCGGAGCUACCUUGACCUUGUAAUCGAAGGAAAGCUCCCUCUAAACCAUGAGAUUUUAUAUCAUCUGCAGGACGUUUUCAACUUGCUUCCUAACCUGAAUGUGAACGAGUUGGUCAAGGCCUUCUCAGUGAAAACAAAUGACAUGAUGCUGGUUAUCUAUCUAUCAUCCCUCAUCCGAAGUGUAAUCGCGCUCCACAACUUGAUCAACAACAAGUUGCUGAACAAGGAACAUGAAAAAGCGGAGGACUCAAAGCCUGUGGCCAUACCUGCCACCAGUUAAAAACGCUGAACUGAUGAGGUUUUGUCGUGAUUUUACUUAGUCAUCAUUGCCCCGCGAUGAAGGCGGCUGUUGUGUGUUCUCUUCCCCCAAAAGAAGGGACAAGUCUGGGGUUUGGACGAACGAGUUUAGUUUGAUAUUCCGAGUGUUGGUUUUCUCAGUUGUUCUGACUCGAGAGAGUGUGUUAAAGAGUCUUUUCGUUUUAUCUUUCAAGUUGGUUAGGGCUUUUGCCCUUUUUAGGGGGUUUAAGAUGAUACAAAGUUUCAGCUUAAUGUGUCGAAAUCUCCUCACUGUCAUUUAUUCACAAUUACUCAACAUGGACAUUGCUUAAAUAUUUAAAGUUUCGGCUUAUUACAUGGACAUGGCUUACCAAUAUUUAUUCUCAAAUGUUUUGAUUGGAAAUUAAAAGAUUCCAAA
Thlaspi arvense is the source of this 1455-nucleotide messenger RNA. The record is from the annotation of a GenBank genome assembly. Lineage: Eukaryota; Viridiplantae; Streptophyta; Magnoliopsida; Brassicales; Brassicaceae.